AGAGCAGCGGUAACAACAACAACACAACCAAUAAAUCGCAAAAUGGCUGCACGUGCCUAGUUUAGAAUAUUUGUAGAGGUGUGUCGUUUUCAAAAUGCGCCUCUAGUUUUUUAAUAUGCCUUUUGCAGAAAUAGCUUAUGAUGACAUUGAAUUUUUUGAGCGAUGCGGUGGAGGUUCGUUUGGAUCUGUUUACCGAGCAAGAUGGAAAUCACAAGACAAAGAAGUUGCAGUCAAACGGCUUCUUACAUUGGAAGAAGAGGGUGAGGUUCUCAGUGUUUUGAGCCACAAAAAUAUCAUCCAGUUUUAUGGAGCUGUCACAAAGCAACCAAACUAUUGCCUUGUUACAGAAUAUGCAGCACUUGGAUCAUUGUAUGAGUACUUAUCAAACCACACAUUGGAUUUCAAGAAUAUAUUGCAAUGGGCAAAGGAAAUAGCAGCAGGACUUAACUACUUGCAUAAUGAAGCACCUUUCAAAAUCAUUCACAGGGAUUUGAAAUCAAAGAAUGUUGUUAUCACAAGUGAACUCAAUGUUAAGAUUUGUGAUUUCGGCUCAUCAAGAUUUAUAUCUCAAACUACAAAAAUGUCAAUGGCAGGGACCUUUCCAUGGAUGGCCCCAGAAGUCAUUCAGAGUAUGCCAGUCUCAGAAUCGUGUGACACUUUCUCAUAUGGUGUGCUAAUGUGGGAGCUCUUAACAAGUGAAAUUCCGUUUAAUGGAAUGCAAGGUGUCCAGGUGGCUUGGGUUGUUGUUGUCAAAGAAAAGCGACUUACCAUUCCAAGCACUUGCCCACCGCAGUUCGCAGCGUUAUUGAGACACUGCUGGACCACGAAUCCAAAGGAAAGACCCGAUUUUAAGGAAAUCAGAGGAAUACUCGACUCGAUGACGGAAGAUGGAGAUCUAGAAGAAGAAACAAAUACUUUUCUGCAUCGAAAGAGCGAAUGGAGAAAUGAGAUCGAGGCAACAAUGGAAAAAUUGAAAAAUAUAGAACGCAAUUUAAAUCUCAAAGAAAGAGACCUAAAUCAGCGAGAACUGCUUCUUAUAUUAAAAGAAAAACAGUUGUCUGCAAAGGUGCCCAAUAAAGCGGACUUGAGCGAUUGGAGUGAGGAUGAUGUGCAUAUAUGGAUGCAGCAGCUUGGCAAUGAAGCCGUAGAUCUUUAUCAGUAUGCCGAUGUUUUGAAAGACAAUCAUAUCAACGGAAGAAGGCUCCUGAUGUUGACAAUUGAAGAUUUAAAGGAAAUGGGCAUUCUAUCAUACGGCCACAGAAUGGACCUUUUUGAUCAUAUACAAAAGCUUUGGGAUGAAAUGGAACAUCUGCUUCACUUUCCACCAUUGCUAAUGUCGGGUCAACAGGAGACACAAUGUGAUGAUUGCACCUGCAUAACGAUGACUUUGCUGUUUGGCAAUCACUGUCGGCUGGGUGCAACCCCCAUGGACCAUAAAUGGAAAAUGUUCCUGGAAAUUGACGCAGAUGACAAUGCCCUCACGUGUAUCAAGGAUGUUACAUUUCAUCAGGUGAAUUCCGUACAAUACCAAACUGUAACGCAUCCACCAUAUGUUGCUGAUCGGUGGCAAUCUGCUGGGUCAGAUAACUCCCCUAUCUAUGUAGAAUGCAAUGUUUCAUACGAGAAAUACGUAAAAAAGCCACGCAACACGAAACAUUUACAUGAGGUACUACUGAAGGAGGGUGGCUCAGUAUUCCAGAAGACCGUGCAGCUGACUUUGAAGCGGUCAGCAGCUUUCACCCAAGAUGAUGGUUAUUCAACUCCUACCACGACGGCAAACUCAAACAGGAAGACUUCUGCAUCAAAAUCAGUCUCUUCAGCCUCUGUUCGAUCUACAGCUGGAAGUAGCACAUCGUCCCCAGUCCCCACGGAGAGUUCCUGGGCAAGCAAGGUGGCCUCUGGAACAUUUAGGAAAGAAUAUGUGCCACGGCAAAUAUCAAUUAGCAGCGCUGGGGUUGUAAUGGGCCAGAAAGAAGGCAGAGAUCCAUUGUCACCAGCUGGACGUGUCCCUGGACACGAAUCAUGGACAUCGACUGGGUCAUCUGGGUAUUCGGAGCAAGUGUUGAAAUCGCGAUUUAAUCAAUCUCAAACCCCCUUGGGGACUCAAAGAUCAGCGUGGAAUGUACAAAGACAAGACUCUGCAAUGCGAAGGUCCCAGUCGCCCAAAUUUACCUCCCCUGAGACUGAUAAGGAUGUCGAUACAAAGGAAAGUAACCCGUAUAGUUGGCAAACUGUAAAAUCUUCAAAGACGUCCCCAAAAGGACCAAGCCGUGGUGGUUCGACUUUCAGGCGGAGUGCGAGUGACUAUACCCAAAAUAGGAAUUCGCAGAGUGGCCAGGCAAGGGGAGGUGGAGGUAGAAAGGCACACAGCGAGGGCAGUAGGGGCCAUGGACAGAGAAAAAGUACAGGGCAGAUCGGGCAGAGGGGGAAUAGACCAAGCAGAUUUUAAUACGGGGUCUGACACAGAAAGAUUCCUCAAUUAUGGUCAUAACUUAUUUGUAGCUAAUCCUUUUCUGUUCCUUUUUUGGUCUAUUGAAAUCUCAACAUACUGCUAAAAGAUGAUCUUCAAAUCGUGUGUUCGGUCGAUUGCUUUCUCGAAGUUUACAUGCAUCACCCUUCCCUUGUUUUUAUUCUCGAUUUGUUUUUUAUUCCCUUGAAAAGCUGAGAAGAGAGUUUUAUUAUAGGCAACUAUUUUGUUUGUGUUUUAUCCUACGUUAUUACUAACUGAUAUAUGGAAUUCAAGAGAAAUCUGCAAACAUUUUUAAACCUUUGAAAACUUGAAGAUUUUCCAGUUU
Messenger RNA from Rhopilema esculentum, 2795 nucleotides. RefSeq names its product mitogen-activated protein kinase kinase kinase 20. Gene Ontology annotation, molecular function: protein serine/threonine kinase activity; ATP binding; protein binding. Gene Ontology annotation, cellular component: cytoplasm. Lineage: Eukaryota; Metazoa; Cnidaria; Scyphozoa; Rhizostomeae; Rhizostomatidae. Gene Ontology annotation, biological process: protein phosphorylation. The record is from RefSeq and is a predicted model, not a curated record.